Rhagoletis zephyria (snowberry fruit fly) is the source of this 1026-nucleotide messenger RNA. RefSeq lists its product as uncharacterized. NCBI's taxonomy places the organism in Eukaryota, Metazoa, Arthropoda, Insecta, Diptera, Tephritidae. The record is from RefSeq and is a predicted model, not a curated record. Gene Ontology annotation, molecular function: protein binding.
UGUGAGGCUGCUCCGUUCAUGGUUGACACUAUUAAAAAGGAAUUGGCAAGGAGUUCUUCUACCACACUUUCAGAACCAGCUACUGACUCAACAAAUUCUUCUGAAGAGGAAAAUUCAUUGGGCGCUAGCACAAGUAACGAGCGAUCAGAGUCUGGCUCCCAAUCGGAAAAUGCACGUAUACGCAUGAUAAGCCGUCAACAAUUGCAAGCAGCACUAGCACGGAUUGGUGUCGGUUCGGUAAAUUCCCUUUCCAACAUUGCCCAAAGGAAUAGUGAUGCUAAUAGUACAUCAGGCACGGCAGCAACACCAGACGCGACUGCUGCCACAUCUGCACCGCUGUCAAACUCAGCUAGUGGUGAACGGAUUUCGUCAGCUAUGUUUCGUACAGAAUUGCAGCGUGCAUUAGAAUCGUUGAGUCAACGUAGCAACCAAGUGGGCGGUUCCGGCGUUAGCAAUACUAGCCAAAACGCGGAAACACAUCAAAUGGAUACAACAGAAUCAACAACCGCAGAUAAUGGCGCCGGCGAUGAAAGUGACGAUCUGCCAUCACAGUACCGCACACAUCAAUACGCCAACGAACUGCGCACUAUGGCACAAAUGGGAUUGGUCAAUUAUGAGGACAAUUUAGUCUAUUUGACCAUAGCAAGUGGAAAUAUAGAUGUUGCUGUGAAUCUCCUAAUGGGAGCAAUGAAUUAAUAGCAGAUACCAAGAUGAGAUCAAAGUGCGUAAUAUAAAAAUUAUUAAGAGAACUUCUAAAAGUCGGCAGCAUCACAAGACGGACGAAAUAAGCAAUGCCAUUUCAAAUUCUUUAGGAAUUGUGUUGUUCAUAUCUGUUGCACAUUUGCAUGAUAUAUUAUGAUCUAAGUUAACUAAAAAAUAUACAUACGAACAUACAAUACGUAUGUAUCACUAUUUUCUUGAUUUAUAUUUAUUUGUAGGAAUUCUCAAUUACAUUUGCAAUUUUUGUAGCGUUAAUAAAUGAACUUUUAAUUUUUACAUGUGUUACCGUCUUCUGUAAAAAUACAA